Molecule: messenger RNA, 1611 nt
Organism: Thyridium curvatum
Lineage: Eukaryota; Fungi; Ascomycota; Sordariomycetes; Thyridiales; Thyridiaceae
Exons: 3
Coding region: 1-1611 (536 amino acids)
Biological process (GO): transmembrane transport
Cellular component (GO): membrane
Molecular function (GO): transmembrane transporter activity
Source: RefSeq, a predicted model, not a curated record
AUGGCGUCUCCCGAGAAGGCAGCACCAGUCAGCGAGGGGGAGGAUGUCAUACAGGCCGCCCAUCGGGAGCAAGACAUCCAGCAUGUCGCCGAGCGAGGGCAAAUGGCCACCGACAAGUACGGUCAGCCGCUGUUCCAGUUCGAUGCCAAGGCCGAGUCUCGCUUGCGCACCAAGAUCGAUCUUUUCAUCGUCCCCACGGUCGCGGUCUUGUAUCUCUUCUGCUUCAUCGACAGAGCCAAUAUCGGUAAGUUCUCUUGCUCUCGGGAGCGCCCCAGGGCUCCUCAUACGCCCUAUCUGAGCUGCAUGACUCAUGCCAAUGCAUCACCAGGUAACGCUCGACUUGCCGGCCUCGAAAAGGACCUGCACCUGAAGGGAAACGACUACAACACCGUCUUGUCGGUGUUUUACAUCUCGUACAUCAUCUUCGAGAUCCCGUCCAACAUCCUCUGCAAAUGGGUCGGCCCCGGCUGGUUCUUGCCCGCCAUCUCCCUGGGCUCGUCGCUCGGCACCGCCUUCGUCAAGGACAUGCCCGCCGUGUGCGGCGUGCGCUUCCUCCUCGGAAUCUUUGAGGCCGGCAUGCUCCCGGGGAUCGCAUACUACCUAUCGCGGUGGUACCGUCGUGCCGAGCUCGCCUUCCGCCUCUCCCUGUACAUCGUCAUGGCGCCGCUCGCAGGCGCGUUCGGUGGCCUGCUCGCUUCGGCCAUCCUGAAACUCUCGCACUUUGGCGGUCUUCAUGCAUGGCGCAUGAUCUUCGCCAUCGAAGGCAUCAUCACAAUCGGCCUCUCCCUUAUCGCCUUCAUUACCCUGACCGACCGGCCCAGUACUGCCCGGUGGCUCACGCCCGACGAGCAGGCCCUGGCGAUCGCCCGCGUCAAGUCGGAGCGUGUGGGCGCCACGCACGUGCUGGACGGCAUCGACACGAUCAAGCUGAAGCGCGGCCUGACGAGCCCCCUCACCAUCGCCACGUCCUUCGUCUUCCUGCUCAACAACGUCACGGUGCAAGGGCUCGCCUUCUUCGCGCCGACCAUCGUCGCCACCAUCUACCCGGACAAGUCGACCAUCCAGAAGCAGCUGUACACGGUGCCGCCGUACGUCGUGGGCGCCUUCUUCACCGUGCUGAUCCCGCUGCUGAGCUGGCGCUUCGACCGCCGCCAGAUCUUCAUGGUCAUCAGCGCGCCGCUGACCAUGGUCGGCUACAUCAUGUUCCUGGCGUCCAACGUGGCCAAGGUGCGCUACGCCGCGACGUUCCUCAUCGCGCUGUCGGCCUUCUCCCUCGGCGCCUUGACCAACGCGCAGGUGAGCGCCAACGUCGUGACGGAUACGGCUCGCAGCAGCGCUAUCGGUAUGAACGUCAUGAUGGGCAACAUUGGUGGAUUGAUCGCGACCUGGAGUUUCCUUUGGUAUGACGGACCGGAUUAUCACAUUGGCAACGGGCUCAAUCUCGCUACCUCGUCUACCGUAUUGAUCGUCACCAUCUUGACCCUCUUGUGGAUGAAGCGCGACAACAAGAAACGCGCCCAGCGCAAUGUAGAGGAGGAGUUGACAGGGCUCACCGACAAAGAAAUCGAGGAUCUCGACUGGAAGCAUCCUGCCUUCAAGUGGCGCCCUUGA